Saprolegnia diclina VS20 is the source of this 1154-nucleotide messenger RNA. RefSeq lists its product as hypothetical. Lineage: Eukaryota; Oomycota; Saprolegniomycetes; Saprolegniales; Saprolegniaceae. Gene Ontology annotation, cellular component: membrane. The transcript has a single exon. The record is from RefSeq and is a predicted model, not a curated record. Gene Ontology annotation, biological process: transmembrane transport. Gene Ontology annotation, molecular function: transmembrane transporter activity. The coding region runs from base 179 to 1093 and encodes 304 amino acids.
CCUCGGUACGCUUUGGUUCCUCGUCGUUGCCCGUGGUAUCCUCGGUUUCGGUAUCGGUGGCGAGUACCCGCUCGCGGCGUCGUCGUCGUCGGAAGAUGCGACGUCGCCCGCCGACCGCAACCGCCGCGUCGCGCUCACGUUUUCGCUCCAGGGUGUCGGCUUCCUCAUUGCCGGCAUCAUGGGUCUCAUCAUGGUCAACGUGCUCGACGACACGCCGCAGCAGCUCGAGAUCAUGUGGCGCGUGCUCUUUGGCAUCGGUGUCCUCCCGGCGCUCUUCCUUGUCUACUACCGCAUCACGGCCGAAGAGACGCACGUGUAUAAGACGAUGCUCGCGGAAGAAGUGCACAUGAAGAAGAUUCGCUGGUCGUUCAUCCUCAAGCACUACGGCAAGAGCCUCCUCGGUACGGCUGGCACGUGGUUCCUCUUUGACAUUGUGUUUUACGCGCAAAACCUCUUUUCGGCGUCGAUUCUCUCGGUGAUUGGCGCCAACUCGACGCUCAAGACGAUCGCGCUCCAGAACGUGUUGAUCUCGCUCGUGGCGCUGCCGGGUUACUACGUCGCGUGCUUUUUCAUCAACAAGAUGGGCCGCAAGCUCAUCCAGCUCCAGGGUCUCACGUGGAUGACCAUCAUCUUCCUCGUGCUCGCCAUCUGGUGGGACUCGAUCAAGGGCCAGAGCGCGCUCUUCAUCAUCCUCUUUGGCUUGACGCUCUUCUUCUCCAACUUUGGCCCCAACAUGUCGACGUUCGUCAUGCCCACGGAAAUGUACCCGACGGCCAUCAAGAGCUCGUGCCAUGGCUUCUCGGCCGCCAUGGGCAAGGCGGGUGCCGCCAUUGGCUCGUACGGCUUUGCGCACUGGGUGAAGGCGCCCGGCUUUGGCUACGUUGGCACGUGGUACACGUUUGCCGGCAUCUGUUUGGCGGCGCUUGUCCUCACGUGGUUCUGCAUGUUUGACAACAACGACGGCGACAUGUCCAACAUCGACAACGAGUUCAAGGCCAAGCUCGCGCUCGAGAACGACGAGACGCGCAAGUCGUUUAUCGCUGGCGAGGACGAGCACGAGUUCGAGAAGGACGCGGCGUACGUCAAGGCCUAAGUUAGUAAACGGACCUAGUGUAGUGUCCCACAUAGAAAUAUAUACCACCGUGUUGUUGUUC